UUGUAGUUUAGCAUACAACCCCUAAAAUUCAUCGGUCUCGUGCAACCGUGUCGUCGGAGGAGCGAAAUCCGGCGCCCAUUCUAUACCAAAUUGGAUUGGAACGCAGCCUGCUGAAAUUCGAACCACCAUCCUCGCAGGCUCGCACUAAUCAUUGCCAUUCACCGGCCACUAAGCGAUAGGAAUUUGUUCGAUCGCGCCGCCGUCGUUUCAUUCUUCCAUUGAAGCGAGGAAGAAGAUAACAACGGUGCGACACGCUAGCCUGUUUUGUGUUUUCGUUACUUAGUUCUACUGUUACUCGUUGGAUUGUUUAUAGAUUUAUAAGUUUCUCAAGUUCUGUUCCAUUUUCUCUUUAGCGUCCUUCGAAAGUUCAAGCUAGCUAUAGUUUGGUUUGGGAAUAUGCUUAAUUUCUGUUCCAACUAUGUGUUUAAGAAGCUCUGCAGCUACUUAAGUGAUGGUUUUUUCCAUAAUCGCAUCUGUAGUUACUUGUUUUCAUGUUAUUGACAUUGUUUGAGGCAAAGUUCAAUUCUGUGUACCAUGAUGAGAAUUUGCAGCUAUGAGAGAAAUAAACUUCCACUAUGUAGAUUGUUGGCUAGGCUGUACAGUUCUGGUGAACAUGUUGAUACAAUCUCGGAUUCAACCAAGAGUAUAUGUAAAAUCAUGAUGACAUGCCAAACACUGGCGCUUGAAACUGCCCUUGACCAAAGUGGGAUUAGGAUUUCACCUGAGAUAGCUGAGGCUGUCCUAAAAAGAUUUGAGAAUGCUGGCAUGUUAGCUUAUAGGUUCUUUGAAUGGGCUUCCAAACAACGAAGCUAUGUCCAUAGUGUGAGGGCUUACCACUCUAUGAUUGAGUCUUUAGCUAAGAUAAGGCAGUACCAGAUGGUGUGGGAUUUGGUGAAUGUUAUGAGGAAUAAGGAGAUUCUAAAUGUUGAGACGUUCUGUAUUAUCAUGAGAAAGUAUGCUAGAGCCCAGAAAGUAGAGGAAACAGUUUAUACAUUUAAUAUCAUGGAAAAAUACAACAUGAAACCAAAUGUAGCCGCAUUUAAUGGAUUGCUGAGUGCUCUGUGCAAGUCCAAGAAUGUGAGGAAGGCUCAGGAAAUUUUUGACAGUAUGAAGGAUCAAUUUGUUCCUGACUCGAAAACUUACAGCAUACUCAUUGAAGGAUGGGGUAGGGCUCCAAAUCUUCCAAGGGCAAGGGAGAUUUUUAGAGAAAUGAUUGAUAGCGGGUGCAUUCCUGAUAUAGUGACAUAUAGCAUUAUGGUUGAUGUUCUUUGCAAAGCAGGACGAAUCGACGAAGCAGUUGGCGUUGUAAAAGAAAUGGAUUCUAAUAAUUGUGGACCGACAUCGUUUGUCUAUAGUGUUUUGGUACAUACGUAUGGUGUAGAAAAUCGGAUCGAGGAGGCAGUCUCUACGUUCUUGGAGAUGGAAAGAAAUGGAGUAAGGGCUGAUGUAGCAGCAUAUAAUGCUUUAAUCUCUGCGUUCUGUAAAGCAAACAGGAUUAAGAAUGUGUAUAGGGUGUUAAAGGACAUGGAAUUAAAGGGUGUUAGCCCCAAUUCAAGGACUUGCAACAUCAUUAUAAACAGCUUAAUAGGCAGUGGUGAGACAGAUGAGGCGUUUAGGAUGUUUCGUAGGAUGGUCAAAGUGUGCGAACCAGACGCAGAUUCGUAUACCAUGAUCAUAAAAAUGUUCUGUGAGAGGAAGGAGGUUGAUAUGGCUCUUAAAGUCUGGAAUUAUAUGAAGAAGAAGCAGUUUGUUCCGAGCAUGCACACGUUUUCUGUUCUUAUUAAUGGACUGUGUCAGAUAGGCAAUGCUACAAAAGCUAGUGUGUUGUUGGAAGAGAUGAUAGAGAAGGGAAUACGGCCUUCUGGUGUCACAUUUGGAAGGUUGAGACACUUAUUGAUCAAGGAAGGCAGAGAAGAUGUUCUAAAAUUUCUGCAGGACAAAAUGACUUUACUUGUCAAGGAGCCAAUGUGUGAUUGAGGAACUUGGCUGAAUGAUGCGCUGCUGUUCAAAAUUCCCAUCUUUGCUGGAUGGACUAUUAAAAGAGAGCUGAAAUGCAAAAGCAGAGAAAGAAAGAUGGUCAAAAUGAUUUGAGCUGCCACUUGCUACUGCUGAAUUUUAUGUACAACCAUUUCCAUUGGGGUAACAAGGGAAAUGUUUCUCAACCUCUUUGCUCAGAUUUUUUUUUUUUUUUUUUUCAUCAGAUAGCACUAAGUGGAGUUAUUGAGUCUUUGGUUGUUUUGUCUAGGGAGUUAAUUAGUUCGUAGAGUUAAAUAAUUUAUGAUUGAUGCAUAGAGUUGCUACAAUUUCAUUGAUGAUUAAAAUUUACAAAAGGGAUGUAUAAUCCAUGGUGCUUACAAAAGACCUUUCGAAUUUGUAAUGAGGGAGGUAUAGCUAUAGGAAGUAAAAAUAUUAGACAAUUUACACCGAAAUAUAGCUUGGUAAACAACAUUGUCGAAAAGUUUUACAUAGGUCUGGAUUUAAGUGUUAAACUCUUGAUGGCUUGAAUUCGGAAUAUGUCCGAUAAAUGUUAGAUUCUAUCUAUUUUUUGGUUUAGAUUUGGAAUAGAAUUUUAAUAUGUACAUUGUGGAGUUAUUUUGAGAUAUGAAAUAGCAUGCAGUACUCCUAUAAUUUGAACUGUUAUUGCAAAUCUGUAAAGUUUUCAAGAUCAAUAUGAAGUGUUCUAGAUUCAAUAGCAGGCGAUAGGACCUCUAAUCAGGAGACAUGCCGUACAUUUUUUACUUAAUCAACGGAGAAAAUGUUUGAAGGCAGUAAUUGUUAAUAUUAUGAUAGUUAUGAAUGUAGUAACUGUUCCCACAGCCGGCUCUCUCCUAAAA
Messenger RNA from Cucurbita maxima (winter squash), 2834 nucleotides. RefSeq names its product pentatricopeptide repeat-containing protein At1g77360, mitochondrial. The transcript is spliced from 2 exons. NCBI's taxonomy places the organism in Eukaryota, Viridiplantae, Streptophyta, Magnoliopsida, Cucurbitales, Cucurbitaceae. The record is from RefSeq and is a predicted model, not a curated record. The coding region runs from base 535 to 1977 and encodes 480 amino acids. Gene Ontology annotation, molecular function: protein binding.